AUGAUUUCUCUCUCUGUUUUGUUAGCACUUUUCAUUGGUGGAAAAGAUGACCUGCUUUAUUACAAUGAACACUUCGAAGGCGAAUUGAGUGAUGCACCCUUAGGACGUCUAAUUCCUACGUUGGUGACGUUUUAUAACCAAUAUUCAAGCGAGCCCUACAGAUAUGUGGCAUUUGACGCUAACCAGACAUUACAAACUAAUAUAAGGGGUUAUAGAUAUCGUUUCUCUGUUUUGUUGGCCCCCACUAUUUGCCCCAAAUACCAAGCGGAAUAUAUAUCUAUUGCGCACUUGGGACCUUGCUCGUUGAAAGCAUAUGGAUAUCAACAAUGCAAUUUCGUUUUAAGCUUUCGAAAGGGUCUACUGUAUGAUGAUAGCACGUUGUACCUUGAAGGUUGUCGAUCUGCUGUCCCGAGAAUGCCUGUAAACCUCGAGUACUUAGGCUUUAAUUUGCCUACAAACGUGGAGGAGAAAUAUGCACAAUUUAAGUUAACAUAUAGAAAACAGUAUCAUGAGUCAGAAGACGAGAUUAGGUUUAAUAUCUUCAAAUCGAAUAUCUUGAAAGCUCAAUUGUAUCAGGUAUUUGAAAGAGGUUCAGCCAUUUAUGGAGUGACACCUUAUUCAGACUUAACAACUGAUGAAUUCGCACGCACUCAUCUAACUGCUUCCUGGGUAGUGUCGUCUAGUACAAAUAAUACACCAAUUUCUCUGGAAAAGGAGGUUAAGAAUAUACCAAAAAACUUCGAUUGGAGAGAAAAAGGCGCUGUAACUGAAGUAAAAAAUCAAGGAAUAUGUGGCUCUUGUUGGGCGUUCUCAACCACUGGUAAUAUUGAGAGUCAGUGGUUCCGCAAAACUGGAAAGUUAUUAUCAUUAAGUGAGCAGCAACUUGUUGACUGUGACGGUCUAGAUGAUGGUUGUAAUGGUGGUCUUCCAUCGAAUGCCUAUGAAUCAAUCAUAAAAAUGGGUGGUUUAAUGCUUGAAGAUAAUUAUCCUUAUGAUGCUAAAAAUGAGAAAUGUCAUUUGAAAGCUGAUAAUGUUGCAGCUUACAUUAAUAGUUCAGUAAAUUUAACUCAAGAUGAAACAGAACUUGCUGCAUGGCUUUAUCAUAAUUCAGCGAUUAGUGUUGGUAUGAAUGCGAUGCUUUUACAGUUUUAUCGACAUGGAAUUAGUCAUCCAUGGUGGAUCUUCUGUUCAAAGUAUCUGCUUGAUCAUGCGGUUUUACUUGUUGGCUAUGGAGUUUCCGAAGAAAAUGAGCCAUUCUGGAUUGUAAAAAACAGUUGGGGUGUUGAAUGGGGUGAAAAAGGUUACUUCCGUAUGUAUCGAGGUGAUGGUACUUGUGGCAUUAAUACUGUUGCUACGUCAGCGUUGAUCUACUAG
Molecule: messenger RNA, 1374 nt
Organism: Schistosoma curassoni
Lineage: Eukaryota; Metazoa; Platyhelminthes; Trematoda; Strigeidida; Schistosomatidae
Source: the annotation of a GenBank genome assembly